CUAGUGCCAUUUCCCCUGUAAAACCAAGAACACAAGUUCAAUAUGACAUUCUUGUAUCAUUUGGUGAAUUACAAGACCUUGCUUCGUAUUUCUUUCCCAAAAUUGGUAGCCAAAGUUUGGCAAAGAGCAAUAGAGAUCAACUUGGUUCGAAUUAAAAAAAAAAAAAAAAAAAAAAAAAAAAAAAAAAAAAAGUCAACCAAUUGCCAUCUUUGACUUUGUUAAUUGAUGGUCUAAGUUUGUGGUUUGAUUCUUUGAGCUUGUUUUGGAGAUGAAGAAAAGGGUUUUAUUGUUUUCUGGGUUUACAGUUUACUUCAUGCAAAAGCCAGAGUAACUAACAAUGAAGUACAGAAAAAGUAGUCGGAGGCCAUUUACACGGCAACAAAAGUGGCUUUUAUUUAGGUUUCUUGAACUAGGAUUUAUCUUAUGAUACGUCGUUAAACCCAUGUGACCCUUUCUUGCAUUUCUCAUGCUAAUUCUCAUUCUAAUUCUCAUUCUCAUUCUCAUUGCAUCCCCCCCAACCCUUUCUAUAUAUAACGUACGCACUAUAUAUCUUUUACCACACUUUUUAUUCCUCUUCAAAUCCCACCAAUUCCCUUCUCCAUUCCCACCUCUCAUUCAAUUCACAACCAUUUCUGAUUAUAACUUAGGAUUUGGUCUCCGAAAUGGGAUUAGCCCGGAAUCCCAGAAGCUCAGAUUACUUGGACGGAAUGAUAGGUGAUCCCGCCGGCAAACAAACCAAGUUCAGGCCACAAAAGAGCACUUCCGGUCGCCUGGUUACACUCCUCACUUGCCUUCAGUUCGCUUUUGCAGUUUACGCCACCUUCCUGCUCUACUACAUGAGCCCUUCCAUCGAUCUACGAACUCCAAAGCCUGACUUCGCUUGGGCUUCAAGAAUCGCACAACAAUGGAAGCAUUACAUAAUCCCACCACAUGUUAUAAGCCGAUACCAAGAAACUGCAUCCAACUUGAUCCUUGAACCGAUUCCGAUGAUCUCCACCCCCGGCGAAGUUUGCGAGCAUGAAAAGAUCGAAUUUGAACAGAAAAAGUCAAACGAUGCAGUUAUGAUCAAGAUCAAAAGAGAGCUUUACGAUGAAGUUCUUAAUUUCCAAAGCAAGAACAUGGGCACUGAGUCGUUGACUGAGUUAAUGGCAAUGAAAUCGAAAUGGGAUAUGAAGGGUGCCGGAAACAUUCCGAAAGUUACAGUCAUCUUGAAUCAUUUCAAACGUAAAACGCUUUGCUCCCAGCUUGACUCGUUGCUACACCAGACUCUCCCUUUUCACCAUGUUUGGGUGCUUUCGUUUGGAAGUCCGAAUGAGAUUGGCCUGAAAAGAAUCGUGGAGAGCUACAACGACACGAGAAUAAGCUUCAUUAGCUCGACUUAUGAUUUCAAGUAUUACGGGAGGUUUCAAAUGGCGCUGCAGACUGAAGCUGAUCUAGUGUACAUUCUUGACGACGACAUGAUUCCGGGGACCAAAAUGCUGCAGAUUUUGUCGCAUGUCGCCGGAACGGAGAAGUAUAAGAACUCUGUGUUGGGGAGUAUCGGCCGGAUUUUGCCUUUCCGACAGAAGGAUUUCACGUUUCCGAGUUACCGGAAAUUCAGAUCGAAAGAAGCGGGGCUUUAUUUGCCUGACCCUGCAUAUGACAUCACAGUCGACAAAAUUGUGCAGGUCGAUUUUCUUUCGAGCUCUUGGUUCCUCUCGGCGGAGCUUAUCAAGACUCUUUUUAUUGAGACUCCUUUCACAUUCAUGACAGGAGAAGAUCUGCAUCUAAGCUACCAGCUUCAAAAAUACAGAAACGCAGGUUCGUUUGUGCUUCCGGUAGACCCAAAAGACAAGGAAACUUGGGGUGACAGUGAGCAUAGGCUCGCCUACGUCGCCGAAACCACCGUGAUUUUCAAAGACGUUGUUCAAGUCCGAGAUGAUCAAUGGUGGCGAGCACUAUCCACCGGCUACAUCACCCAAUGGGCAGCAAUGUACCCUCAAAAAGUCGACGCCUUUUUCUACGCUCAUUCACCAGACGAAGUCAGAGCAUUAGCCCCACUCCUCGAGAAAUUCCGAUCAACCGUCGGGAAAAAGGCUUACAUUGUAGUUCCCGGAGGUGGGUUUUGUUCCUGCGAGGAAGCCACAUCCGCCUUAAAAUGGCCGAAGACGGUGUGUAGAGAAAGAAGGUUCAAGAUCUUUGAUUUGGGCGUCGGAGCAGUUUCGGGAAUUAAUUCAAACUCCGACGUACCUGUUGUACAAUCAGUUUAUGCUAGCAUGAAAGGAUUGAUCCAGAUUCAUAACCCGAGUGUUGUCAUCACUGUUGAUGAUAUUGAUUCCAAUGUACGAAAAGCCUUGAAGAUGGCUACUGAAAUUAAUAAUUCAAAUUCGACUUUGGUUCAUCUGCCUAGAUCAUCUAUUUCAAAGGUUCUAUGGAUGGCCGAUCUACGCUCUACAGCUUUACCAAAUUGGAACAAGAUGAGGAUAUCAGUGAACAUCAUAACUCAAAACCGAGUCAACUCGCUAACGAGACUACUGAAUUCGCUAAAAGAUGCGUAUUACCUUGGGGACGAGGUCCCAAUAAGCUUCAACAUGGAUAGCCGAGUCGACAAGUCAACUCUGAAGCUUGUAAAGAGCUUCGAUUGGCCUCAUGGACCUAAAAUCCUAAGGAGACGAAUCAUUCAAGGAGGUUUGAUACGAGCUGUUAGCGAGAGUUGGUAUCCUUCAUCUGAUGAUGACUUUGGUCUUCUUUUAGAAGACGAUAUCGAAGUUUCUCCUUACUAUUACUUAUGGAUCAAAUAUGCACUUUUAGCAUACCAUUACGACCCUCAAGUUUCACUCCCUGAACUUUCAUCAAUCUCCUUAUAUACUCCUCGUUUGGUUGAGGUGGUGAAAGAACGACCUAAAUGGAACGCGACUGAAUACUUUAAGCACAUACAUCCAAACACACCUUACCUUCAUCAACUGCCAUGCAGUUGGGGUGCUGUUUUCUUCCCGAAGCAAUGGCGGGAGUUUUAUGUGUACAUGAACAUGAGGUUUACAGAAGAUGCGAAGAAGAACCCUGUACAAAUCCCGAAAUCAAGAACUAAUGGAUGGCAAGCUUCGUGGAAGAAGUUUCUGAUUGACAUGAUGUAUCUUCGAGGGUAUGUUAGUCUUUACCCAAAUUUUCCCAACCAGAUGAGCUUCUCGACGAACCAUAUGGAACCUGGUGCUCAUAUUAGCGCUAAAGAUAAUGUGGUUCACCAUAACAAGACUGACUUUGAGGUCCCAUUGUUGAAAGAUGAUUUUAGGAACUAUUUGCCAAAUGGGAAGAUGCCACCUGCUUCAAAGUUGCCAUCUUUGAAUCUGUUUAAUCAAGCAGUGUCUUUGAAGGGGUUAAAGUCUGCAGGGUCGAAACUGAGACAAGAUGUGAUUAAUUGUACUGUGACUGAGGUGGUUAUGGUUGACCAUGAAACUGGUCUUCCUUCGCAUUGUGCAACGUUCUGAUCACUUGUUAUGAUGUCGCCGAUUCAUUUUUUUCUUUUUUGUUCUUUAAUUUUCGGUUUAUAUAUACUUUGAUAGUGGAAUGAUUCCCAUUUGCAAUGGAAUGGGAAUUGGUGGGGUGAAAGGGGAUAAAUGUUGUUAAGGAAGGACUAAACUUGUUGGGAUAUAGCUGUAUACUUUAUAGCAAUGAAAGCCAAAACUGGCACUUUUAAAUUCUUUUAA
Messenger RNA from Lactuca sativa (garden lettuce), 3683 nucleotides. RefSeq names its product glycosyltransferase family protein 2. NCBI's taxonomy places the organism in Eukaryota, Viridiplantae, Streptophyta, Magnoliopsida, Asterales, Asteraceae. The record is from RefSeq and is a predicted model, not a curated record.